AACCGGAAACGGCCAAUUGCUGGCUGAGGAGAGCCGCAGCGGCGGUCCACUGUCACGUGAGGGGGCGGGUCUCCUCAGGCAGUGGUACCUCAAUGAACUACGCGAAGAGACCAAUCGUGGGGCAGCCCCGCAGGCCACAUGAUGAGAGCCCAGGCUCUGGGAAAGGGGGGGCUGGAGACCCCGCAGAGUCGAUGCGUCAGGACUGAGUGUCUAUGUUUUUUGUUUGCGGGAAUGGCGGAGGUUUCUGGGUCUGCAGUCACCCUCUCUGAGAUGUACGGGGACCCCCUAUGCACCGAACCCAAUACGUUCACUCCCCGUAUGAUCGUCCUGGUUGGAACCCUCGGUUCUGCAUCAUCUCGGGGAACCAGCUUCUCAUGCUGGAUGAGGACGAGAUACACCCCCUUCUGAUCCGGGACCGGAGGAGCGAGUCCAGUCGCAACAAACUGCUGAGACGCACGGUCUCCGUGCCGGUGGAGGGGCGGCCCCACGGCGAGCAUGAAUACCACUUGGGUCGCUCGAGGAGGAAGAGUGUCCCAGGGGGGAAGCAGUACAGCAUGGAGGCCGCCCCCGCCGCACCCUUCCGGCCCUCGCAAGGCUUCCUGAGCCGGAGGCUUAAAAGCUCCAUCAAACGCACAAAGUCACAACCCAAACUUGACCGGACCAGCAGCUUCCGCCAGAUCCUGCCUCGCUUCCGAAGUGCUGACCAUGACCGGGCCCGGCUGAUGCAGAGCUUUAAGGAGUCGCACUCUCACGAGUCCCUGCUGAGUCCUAGUAGCGCGGCCGAGGCCUUGGAGCUCAACUUGGAUGAAGACUCCAUUAUCAAGCCAGUGCACAGCUCCAUCCUGGGCCAGGAGUUCUGUUUUGAGGUAACGACAUCAUCAGGAACAAAAUGCUUUGCCUGUCGUUCUGCCGCUGAAAGGGACAAAUGGAUCGAGAACCUGCAGCGGGCGGUGAAACCCAACAAGGACAACAGCCGCCGGGUGGACAACGUAUUGAAACUGUGGAUCAUAGAGGCCCGGGAGCUGCCCCCCAAGAAGCGGUACUACUGUGAGCUCUGCCUGGAUGACAUGCUGUAUGCACGCACCACCUCUAAGCCCCGCUCGGCCUCGGGGGACACCGUUUUCUGGGGUGAGCACUUCGAGUUCAACAACCUGCCGGCCGUCCGGGCAUUGCGGCUGCACCUGUACCGUGAUUCAGACAAAAAGCGCAAGAAGGACAAGGCAGGCUAUGUCGGCCUGGUGACUGUGCCUGUGGCCACCCUGGCCGGGCGCCACUUCACAGAGCAGUGGUACCCUGUGACCUUGCCGACGGGCAGCGGGGGCUCUGGGGGUAUGGGGGGCUCGGGUGGGGGAGGGGGCUCUGGGGGCGGCUCAGGGGGCAAGGGCAAAGGAGGUUGCCCAGCGGUGCGGCUGAAAGCACGUUACCAAACGAUGAGCAUCCUGCCCAUGGAGCUAUAUAAGGAGUUCGCCGAGUAUGUCACCAACCAUUAUCGGAUGCUCUGUGCGGUGUUAGAGCCCGCCCUGAACGUCAAGGGCAAGGAGGAGGUCGCCAGUGCCCUGGUUCACAUCCUGCAGAGCACGGGCAAGGCCAAGGACUUCCUUUCAGACAUGGCCAUGUCUGAGGUGGACCGCUUCAUGGAACGAGAACACCUCAUAUUCCGCGAGAACACGCUCGCCACUAAAGCCAUAGAAGAGUACAUGAGACUGAUUGGUCAGAAAUACCUCAAGGAUGCCAUCGGGGAAUUCAUCCGUGCUCUGUAUGAAUCUGAGGAAAACUGUGAGGUGGACCCCAUCAAGUGCACGGCAUCCAGUUUGGCUGAGCACCAGGCCAACCUGCGGAUGUGCUGUGAGUUGGCCCUGUGCAAGGUGGUCAACUCCCAUUGCGUGUUCCCGAGGGAGCUGAAGGAGGUGUUUGCAUCCUGGCGACUGCGCUGUGCAGAGCGGGGCCGGGAGGACAUCGCGGACCGGCUGAUCAGCGCCUCGCUCUUUCUGCGCUUCCUCUGCCCGGCCAUCAUGUCGCCCAGCCUCUUCGGGCUCAUGCAGGAGUACCCAGAUGAGCAAACCUCGAGAACCCUCACGCUCAUCGCCAAGGUCAUCCAGAACCUGGCCAACUUUUCCAAGUUUACCUCAAAGGAGGACUUUCUGGGCUUCAUGAACGAGUUUCUGGAGCUGGAGUGGGGUUCCAUGCAGCAGUUCCUGUACGAGAUCUCCAACCUGGACACGCUGACCAACAGCAGUAGCUUUGAGGGUUACAUCGACCUGGGCCGAGAGCUCUCCACGCUGCACGCCCUGCUGUGGGAGGUGCUGCCCCAGCUCAGCAAGGAAGCCCUCCUGAAGCUGGGCCCACUGCCCCGGCUCCUCAACGACAUCAGCACGGCUCUGAGGAACCCCAACAUCCAAAGGCAGCCGAGUCGUCAGAGCGAGCGGCCCCGGCCUCAGCCCAUGGUGCUGCGGGGCCCUUCGGCUGAGAUGCAGGGCUACAUGAUGCGGGACCUCAACAGCUCCAUCGACCUUCAGUCCUUCAUGGCUCGAGGCCUCAACAGCUCUAUGGACAUGGCUCGCCUCCCCUCCCCAACCAAGGAGAAGCCCCCGCCACCACCGCCUGGUGGGGGGAAAGACCUGUUCUAUGUCAGCCGCCCACCCCUGGCCCGGUCCUCCCCCGCCUACUGCACCAGCAGCUCGGACAUCACAGAGCCGGAGCAGAAGAUGCUGAGUGUCAACAAGAGUGUCUCCAUGCUGGACCUGCAGGGCGAUGGGCCUGGCGGCCGCCUCAACAGCAGCAGCGUGUCCAACCUGGCGGCUGUCGGGGAUCUGCUGCACUCGAGCCAGGCCUCCCUGACUGCAGCCUUGGGGCUGCGGCCUGCACCUGCUGGCCGCCUCUCCCAGGGGAGCGGCUCGUCCAUCACGGCGGCUGGCAUGCGCCUUAGCCAGAUGGGCGUCACCACAGACGGUGUCCCUGCCCAGCAACUGCGCAUCCCCCUCUCCUUCCAGAAUCCUCUCUUCCACAUGGCCGCUGAUGGGCCAGGGCCCCCAGGGGGCCACGCAGCGGGCAGCGGCCAUGGCCCACCCUCUUCCCAUCACCACCACCACCACCACCACCACCACCGAGGCGGAGAGCCCCCAGGGGACACCUUCGCCCCAUUCCACGGCUACAGCAAGAGCGAGGACCUCUCCUCAGGGGUCCCUAAGCCCCCUGCUGCUUCCAUCCUUCACAGCCACAGCUACAGCGAUGAGUUUGGACCCUCUGGCACCGACUUCACCCGUCGGCAGCUCUCACUCCAGGACAACCUGCAGCACAUGCUGUCCCCUCCCCAGAUCACCAUUGGUCCCCAGAGGCCUGUCCCCUCAGGGCCUGCAGGCGGGAGCGGCGGUGGGGGCAGUGGCGGGGGCGGCGGGGGUCAGCCGCCCCCAUUGCAGAGGGGCAAGUCUCAGCAGUUGACAGUCAGCGCUGCCCAGAAACCUCGGCCGUCCAGCGGGAAUCUGCUGCAGUCGCCGGAGCCGAGUUAUGGCCCUGCCCGUCCACGGCAGCAGAGCCUCAGCAAGGAGGGCAGCAUCGGGGGCAGCGGGGGCAGCGGUGGCGGCGGCGGGGGCGGGGGGCUCAAGCCCUCCAUUACCAAGCAGCAUUCCCAGACGCCAUCCACGCUGAACCCCACAAUGCCGGCCUCUGAGCGGACGGUGGCCUGGGUCUCCAACAUGCCUCACUUGUCGGCUGACAUUGAGAGCGCCCACAUCGAGCGGGAAGAGUACAAACUCAAGGAGUACUCCAAGUCUAUGGACGAGAGCCGGCUGGACAGGGUGAAGGAGUAUGAGGAGGAGAUCCACUCACUGAAGGAGCGGCUGCACAUGUCCAACCGGAAGCUGGAGGAGUAUGAGCGGAGAUUGCUGUCCCAGGAAGAGCAGACCAGCAAAAUCCUGAUGCAGUAUCAGGCCCGGCUGGAGCAGAGUGAGAAGAGGCUACGGCAGCAGCAGGUGGAGAAGGACUCCCAGAUCAAGAGCAUCAUCGGCAGGCUGAUGCUGGUGGAGGAGGAGCUGCGCCGGGACCACCCCACCAUGGCUGAGCCGCUGCCUGAACCCAAGAAGAGGCUGCUCGACGCUCAGGAGAGGCAGCUUCCCCCCUUGGGUCCAACAAACCCGCGUGUGACUCUGGCCCCACCUUGGAACGGCCUGGCCCCCCCAGCCCCACCUCCCCCACCCCGGCUGCAGAUCACUGAGAACGGCGAGUUCCGAAACACCGCAGACCACUAGCCCACCCAGCAUCUCAGACCUCCUCCUCCCUCCCUGUGCACCCCACCCUGGAACGGCACUGACCACCAGGACUGGACGUCGCCGAGGGACAGCGGGAUCGCCUCCCUGAAUGCCUCCUUGCGGGGCACCAGUCCCCCACCCCCACUGCACCAUUUCUGGGAGGGAGAGUGGGGACCCUCAGCUGCCCCCUUUUCCUUCCUUCUGGGGUGCUGUCCCCUGUGACCCCCAGGACCCUUGCCCCAGGACACAGACCCCUUCACUCCGGGGUGCUAUCCCCAUCCUCUGCCUCAUCGUUCCCCUGAGCACUGGGGGACAGACCCUCACCCCCACCCUGGGGGUGCGGCACCUCCAAACUUUCAACUUCAGGGUGAUUUUUUAGCAGUAACCAGAGCUGACAAUCUAACUCCCCUCCACCGCCCCAUUUUGGCCUCCCCUGUCCCCCUUGUUAUGGGGAGGGGACCCCGGGUGAGGGGGUCCUAUUACCCCUUGAUUUCUCAGGAGCGUCUGGGGGGGCUCAGCACGCACAAACUCCUUCUCCUCCUACCACUCUCAAAUACUCUCCCUCCCCACCCAGAACCCAGAUGGGGUGGAGGGGCCACCGGGGCAGGGAGGGGGCGGCAAGGGGGAAUGGGAGUUGUCUCCCUUUCUUCCAUACCUGAUCUGCUCUUGGCUGGUCCCAGAGCGGGGUGAGGGGGCUCAGGCCCCCCCCUCCCCCAGUGUGUUGGGUGGGGCGGAACUGAGGUUCAGGGGAGGGGUUAGGGUUUAGGAGGGGGGUGUAUGUUGGGGAGGACAGACUAGCUGAUCUGCCCUACCCUGACACACACAGCCCCCCUGCCCCCCACUUCUUGGUCUCUACUCCCAGGGGGAGGGGGGAACUUACUCUAGGAAAAGCCAUGUCUCUCUCCCCCAGGGCAGGGGGACCUGUGUUGGAGGAGGGGUGUUGGGGGCCCCCUUCCAUGACUCUGUCCCCUGGGGGAGGUAGGACAGGGCUGGGCUUCCCUCUCAUCCUCCCCGCCACCCCCCCGCCCCAAUCUCCCUCCACAUCUCUCCCUCCCGCCAGCUCCACAAUUUUUCGGUGUUUCUCUGUACAUAGCUCUCUGGCGGGAUAGGGGAGGUAGGAUGGAUGGGGUUUGGGGUGGGUCCGUCAUAGGGGGAGAGAAGGCCCUCCUUGGCACCCCCUCAUCCCUGACUGCUGUCCUCUACCCAGCCUUGCCCCCUCAUCCCUUCUUGCGUUUGGUAUUGAGACUUCUCGGACUCCACCCUUCUUUCUUUUGUAUGGACAGUUCCCCUUCAGUCCCAUACCCUACACACAGACACCCAGCCGGGGCCAAAUUUAUACUUAUAUAAAAGUUGUAAAUAUGUGAAAUUUUA
Odocoileus virginianus texanus is the source of this 5615-nucleotide messenger RNA. It is a transcript of the gene SYNGAP1, whose product is annotated as synaptic Ras GTPase activating protein 1. NCBI's taxonomy places the organism in Eukaryota, Metazoa, Chordata, Mammalia, Artiodactyla, Cervidae. Gene Ontology annotation, biological process: regulation of GTPase activity; negative regulation of Ras protein signal transduction. The record is from RefSeq and is a predicted model, not a curated record.